Messenger RNA from Austrofundulus limnaeus, 562 nucleotides. RefSeq names its product metastasis suppressor protein 1. The record is from RefSeq and is a predicted model, not a curated record. Gene Ontology annotation, cellular component: cytoplasmic side of plasma membrane; actin cytoskeleton. Gene Ontology annotation, molecular function: actin binding; phospholipid binding. Lineage: Eukaryota; Metazoa; Chordata; Actinopteri; Cyprinodontiformes; Rivulidae. Gene Ontology annotation, biological process: positive regulation of actin filament bundle assembly; plasma membrane organization; adherens junction maintenance.
GCGAGGGGUAACGGAGGGUGUUGGUAUUUACUCACCUACCUACCUUUUAUACGGAGUUUCAUCACCAAACAAACACCCCGGAAGAGUUCUCGUUCUCUGCCGGACUGCACAGAGUAAAUUCCCGGUCUUACCAUGGAUGUGAGCGGGCCAGAAUGGAGGGAAGAAGGGGAUUUAAAUUUCUCCUCUCGUCCCAGCAGAAUUUACUUGCAUUGAGUUUAAACGGUGUUUCACGGCGCAACCGGACUGUGAUACCAAAAAUAAGUUAUCUCUUUAAUUUUUUAGACCACUAGGCAUUCUUACUACCCGCUUUGUUCGUUUGCAGCCGUACUUUUUUUUUUUUGGAAGUUUUUGUUGCGUGUGUUCCCGGGGAGCGGAGGUGGAGCACGGCUUCACCGAGUCGGGACUGACCGCUGAAGUUGGUCCUGAAAAUGGAGGCUGUUAUCGAGAAGGAAUGCAGCGCGCUCGGAGGACUCUUCCAAACAGUUAUCGGAGACAUGAAAAGCAGCUACCCAAUUUGGGAGGAUUUUAUCACCAAGGCAGGAAAACUGCAGUCACAGCUUCG